UGACGGAGAUGCCAAUGUUUAUGUUUACAAAGUUGGCCAUGCGAUGGAUUGUUAUGUGUUGUGUUUGAGUGUACAAGCUGUUUCACAGUCAUAGUUAAUAAUGGAUGAUAAAAUAAACUCAGCAUUUAUUUGUGCUAAAUCAUUGUCAGAAUGUAUAUAGCAGUAACUGGACAUUUGUAUGUAUGUCCCGAUGAAGGAUGUUAACGUUGUUAAGUCAAGCUCGAUUCUGGACACUGAAAGAUGAAAUAGUUAUUAAAGACACAGACUUCGGUGCUUUCAGGUAUUUAGAAAAAAAGGACGUGUCUGAUUCGCCCUACAAUGAAGGGAAGCGUUCAUUUGCGGAACAAAGAGGAAUCACAUGCGUGGUUCGAAAUAAAAGACCAAACAAGUUAAGAGAGUCAAUUAAAGAUUUAGAGGAACAUUUGAUUCAGCAUAAAGUGAUCUAUUGUCACUGGAGGGACAACAGCCUCUUGCAACUGAUUUUCAGUUCUGGGCUUAUUGCUAAAAUAUGUAUAAACAUUUUUACUGGUGACAUACUAAAAAUUUCAUUUGACAAGUAUCUUGUUGGAAAACUUCUUUCUGAAUAUAUUGCUGAUGCUAUUUUCACAAAAACGCACUUAAUUUUUUCAUACAAUGAUAACCAGGUAACACUUGUUUACUUUGUGAAACCACUAACAAACUGCAAUGUAUCAGAAAAAAUUAGUCGUUUGGAACCAAAAGUACAAAAUCUGGAGUUGGCUGGACCAUCUGGCCGGCGCUUGGAGAGAAAAUUGUCAUCAAAUGUCAAUGGAGACAUGAUACUUAUUUGGUGGCGAUGCACUCGUGAUGAAGUUUAUCCGUGGAGUCCAGUCGUUAAAGAUCAGGACAGAGCAAAUGUCCAUGUGUAUAUGGUCACUGGGACAAAAUUCGAGCUGCUGUGCUACUAUAGAACAGAAUUUGAUCCAGUCAGUGUAUCUUUCAGCUGUAUACAGCCAAAUGUCAUUCAUUCAGUAGAGCAGAAGGUGUCAAGAAAAGGCGAAGUGACAGUGGAGAGCUGCACGUACGAGAUAAGUAAAUCACGUUUACAGCGAACAGCAGUUACCUCUGUCCCUCUACAGACUCAAGUUUGCUGCCACAGUUUCAGUCCGGAUGAAGAGAAGCUUUUGCUUGGCUGUAUUGAUGGCUCCCUGGUGCUGUUUGAUGAGGGAAGAGGAGUUACACAUACAGUAAAGGCAGCAUUUAUAUCCACAACAGUAUCUUGGCACCCUGAUGGUAUGUUAGUUGUAGUUGCCAAUGAAAGGUGCCAGCUACAGUGUUUCGACACAGCACUGGGCUGUAUCAGGAAUCAAUUGGUGAGUGAAGAUAUUACACCAUCGAGUUUGUUGGACCUCGGAUCCUACUUUAGGACUCAGCCGACCCUUCUGCACAUGGAAUGGAAUAAGAAGACAGAUGUCAGCCAAUAUGCAGAAAACUUUUGCCAGACAGAUGGGUUCCUUUUACUUCAGUUCGAAAGGGGACCACUAGCUGUUGUUCAGUUGGUUGGGGGUGGUGGCCUUAUUGGAGAUCUUCAUGGAAGUGGUCUCACUGCAGACACUAUGGUUGCAAAGUACCUGAUGUUCAAUCAGGUUGACCGGGCAAUCAAUUUGUUGCUAAGUCUCAACUGGGAUUCGUAUGGUCAGCAGUGUAUUUCUUGUCUCAACCGUAUCAUUAAUUACCUCUUCCGGCAACCGCUCACACCAGAAAGAGAAGUGCAGCUUCAGACAGCUUUAGGCAGCUUUCUUUUGCCUCCACGGCCCCUUUGCCACGCUACUGAGGAGGAGUUUGGAAGCACUGUACGUGAUUUGGCAAGACGUUUCUUUCACCACCUGCUGCGCCAUCGGCUACUUGAUAAGGCUUUCAGACUGGCCAUUGACUUGGAUGAUGGUGAUCUGUUUUCUGAUAUAUGGCACUGUGCCAAAGGAAUGGGUGAGACUGUUAUAGCUGAUGCUGCCCGCGAACGUGCACGUCUGAUAUUUAGCCGCUGUAGCAGCCGGUCGAGCUCACACUCAGAUUCAUCUCAGUGUUCUCGUUCCUGUUGUUCUGGAUGCUCUGGUUGUGAUAGCCGUGAUACAACGAGUGAUGACUCACCAGAACCACCACCUCAGCCGCCACCUCCUCUUCCAGUACCAAGACAGCAAGGGAGUUCAGUGAGAACACCUGGAGAGAAACCAAAAGUGAAGUUCUCUGACACUGUCACUCACAUUCUUGUGCCUGAUUCAAGACCAUCAUUGACAGAAGAGGAGGAUUUUUGCCUGAAUGUGAAACCAUCUGGCAGUGCUUUACAGUUGCAGAAAGACCACUCCAAGAGACAGCAUGUUUACAUUCCAGACACACAGCAGGAACUUGCUGACAGUCUGCCACUGUGCCUUGGCAACAAAGACUACUUGAAAGAUUUUUCAACCAGUGCAGAUAUAUCCGAGGAAGAGGACAAUGGAAAUGGCACCAUAAAAGUUGUCCAUUUUGGUGUUGUAUAAAAAAAAAAAAAAACCUCUCGUUUGGAUUUUCAGGCCAACAGUUCAAGUGCCUUACCAGUGUGCAGUUGUAGCCAAGUAGCUUUAUGAUGUGCCUUACUCAUCUGUGUGCCAAAGUAAAUGUUUCAUUUAUUCAGUAUUUUGCACAGUAUAUUUAUAGAAAUGAUUUUUAUUUAUCCCUUCUCACUGCAUUUUCCAAAUAAUGUGAAUAUGCUGUUCUUGGUGAUAUUAUCAAUGCUCUAGGUACUGUGGACAACCACUCACUUCUCUUGUUGUGGUAUUAAUUCACUAAAUGCACAUCUGGUAUAUAACUGUCAAGUACUGUGUUUAUUCUUUGCGGAGUGUACCUUUCCAAACGGACUGAUAGGUCUAAUGUAGGAGCCUUAUAGCCCAGGGAUGAACAAGUUAUUUGUUUUUGCAUAUUACUGCUGUAUAUCUGUUGUGAGAUGUUAUAACUCCGGUACUCACCAAUGCUGACAUUUAUUGAUGUGAAUCCCAAAGGUCCAAUUUUAAUCUCCACAUAUCUACUGAAAAUAAAUUGUGUCAACUGUGGAUGAUUUCUGUCUGAACUGCACAGUUUGGAGUACUUUAAAGAAAAUAUGACUUAAAUAUGUAUCUAGUGCACUUUGAUAAAUUGUUAUACUUGGUGAAAAUACUUCCCUCUUUUUAUCCCUACAGUAUGGAGCAAAUAUUCCUUCUCGUUCCUACUGUUUUUAACUGAAAGCAUUAUAAAAUACUGUCUAAAUUUAAUAUUUGUACUUGGACAGAAGCUAUUAACCCUUUCGUGUUGGCGCCGAUUGUUGCGUCAUGCACUGUGGACGAGCACCAGUCCCGCCCGGCCCUGCCCACUGCACAGCGCAUUUUUCGCGCUCCCCGCGGCUCUACUCUGCCCUGCUUUCAUACUAGUAGUGUUAUUGCAGUUAUUGGACUGUAUACUAGAUAUUUGUUCGGGAAAAUAUUUUUUUGGUAUUCAUUUUGAAUAAAAACAGUUUUCUUGGAGUUUCAGAUAAAUCGCGUAAUUUUUUCUUACAUUCUAUAAGAUACAUGUUUUGAUUCAGCUCUGGUGGGGAGGGUGCUUUAUUAUUUAAAACAUUAUUGAAUAGUAGUUUUGUUUUCACUGCUUCAAUAAUAUUUAUUUAUAAUUGGUUUGCAUUACAUUCCAGUAGGAUUACAUUACGAGAAUAUCAUUGCACUGUGUUACAUUUCAAGAAUCUUUUGUGUGUGGUAAAUCAUGAAGCAGGGAAAGGCGCAAAGUGUCGUAUUGCAUUCCUUACAACACAUUUCAGUCUGCUUCCGCUUCUUGUGCUCUCUGCAGACAACGCAAGUUCUGUAGCUGCUCCACUCGUCAGGUAGGUGAGGCCCUGCUGCCAGUCUCAAGGGACGUGCUGAUAUUUUUCCUCUGCUGGAUCUUCUUUUUUCUACUUUACAUUUUUCCAGGAUUCCCUGUAUGACUACCAUUUGAAAGUUGGCAUAGCUAAUGUUCGUUACAAGUUUCUUAUAUAAGCAGUAAGCGUUGAAAAGGGACAUGUGCAUGAUGUGAAUAAACAGUUUGUGAUACCAUUUAGUGGAUUUUCUGAUGCUUUCCAAGGUCUUUAUUACUGUGCCACUUUUAUCCUCAGGUCCCAUUGAUUUAUUGUAGUCUAAUGCUACUGAAUGUUUCAAUUUCUUCUAGCGUGUUGGACGAUCCACCUUCGAUGUUUCGUUUUCGGCCAUUUCUGCUGAGUGGACUGUCGAAAGCAUGCAUACAUCUUUUUCGUCACACCAUUUUAGUGCUAACAGAAAUUCCGAUGCAGAAUGGAAAGUAAGCUCUCCUUUCUUUAGUUUCUCAGGAAUAUUAGACACACCUUUUCUUGUGUGCCUGACUGUACCACAAGCAUUAGUUGCCCGGUCAGACAACCACCAGAACAGGGCAGGACUCGUAUACCAAUUGUCACAGUACAGGGUGUGUCCCUUCUGUAAAUAUGGCUCUACCAAUAUAGCUACAACAUUUCUUGAGAUACCAAGGUCAUAGUUUUCAAUACCUGUAUGUGAGCCACAGUAGACAAUAAAAUCUAAAAUAUAAUUUUUGUGGACAUCGCAGAUAACAAAUAUCUUAAUCCCAAAACGGCUAUGUUUAGCAGGUAUUACUGCCUGAUUUUUAGCCUGCCUUUGAAUAAUACGAGACUUUCAUCUAUGCAUAACUUUUCAUAAGGAUAGAAAUUUUCGUUAUAUUGUUUUCUAAAGUGGUAAGUUACUGGCCAUAGCUUGUUCAAAUAGUUAUUGUCAUGAGGCUUUUCGUUAUUGGCGAAAUGUAAAAACUGCAAGAUAUAUUGAAAUCGGUUUCUAGGUAGCAGUUAAGAAAAUAACUGGAUUCAUAGAUCAAUAUUCAGACAGGCUCAAUGUCUUUACUCUUGUCAUGAUAAACAUAGUGGCAAUAAAGAAUUGAAUGUAAAUGAUAUUUACGUCACUCCAUACUCCUUGGAUCCUUUUUGGAACACGACCAGCAGCCACCAUUUGAGAAAAGUUUCUGUUAGUUUCCUCACACAAAAUGUUUUGUGAUAUCCAUGUUAAAGAACAACUGAAAGAAACUGAGCGUGCUGUCAUUGUUUAUGAUACCUCUCAGUCCAGAAGUAGCUGCAUCGAACGCAUGUUUGUUCAGAUUCAAGUUGUCAUUUUUGUCUUGUUCGGCAAUUCUGAUGCCUCUAAAUCACUGUCUGUAGAUUCAUCUUCCAUGCACAAAUCCAAGUCUGGUGAUAUCAAUGGAACAGCUGGGGUAGCACGUGUACCGGAUGUAGAAGAUCUAUAAUAGGUGUUUCAUGUUCAUCGUCAGAUUUGGACGAUGAUUCGCUUUCAUCUUCAAAGUCACUACCCAGUAUGAGAGAAAGUGCUUCCUCAACAGUAUAUUGCUUAUCUGCCAUAUUACUUCUAGUAGAAACUAACUGAGGUUAACAAUCUCACUUCAGAUUAGAAAUAAGGUGGGAAAUGAGCAGUCCAACUCAAGCGAAACCAAUGUUUUGAAACUGAAUGCAAUUGCCACAUAGUUACUCUAUUGUUAACUAAGGACUUUGAACAAAGCCACUAGAUGGUGCAUUGGUCAAACUUCACACAAUAGUGAAGUGGAGAAAUAUGAUGCUACAGCAGUCCACCGGCUGAGUGACUCUUGACUUCUGUAGUUCACUGUAGUGAAAGGGUUAAAGGAUGUGGCGGUCCACUGUACCUGAUCAUUGUGCAAAAGCUUCCAGAAACAA
Molecule: messenger RNA, 5716 nt
Organism: Schistocerca serialis cubense
Lineage: Eukaryota; Metazoa; Arthropoda; Insecta; Orthoptera; Acrididae
Gene: frtz
Product: WD repeat-containing and planar cell polarity effector protein fritz
Exons: 13
Coding region: 198-2492 (764 amino acids)
Biological process (GO): cilium organization; nervous system development; establishment of protein localization
Cellular component (GO): axonemal basal plate
Molecular function (GO): protein binding
Source: RefSeq, a predicted model, not a curated record